Molecule: messenger RNA, 579 nt
Organism: Penicillium angulare
Lineage: Eukaryota; Fungi; Ascomycota; Eurotiomycetes; Eurotiales; Aspergillaceae
Product: diphthamide biosynthesis protein 4
Exons: 1
Coding region: 1-579 (192 amino acids)
Biological process (GO): protein histidyl modification to diphthamide
Molecular function (GO): metal ion binding
Source: RefSeq, a predicted model, not a curated record
AUGACGAACCCAUCCCAUGCUGCUAGGGACUAUUACCAGAUCCUCAACAUCCCCUUCACGAGCUCCUCCGCUACCCUUUCAAAGCAACAGAUAAAACUCGCCUACCACAAAGCCCUCUUAAAGCACCACCCAGAUAAAGCCGCAACUGUCACGCAAGACUCGGGAAUACAAGGCUCUACAUUCGCUUCCUCCAACGAUUCCUCUUCGAUGUCAAACAAUGACGCUCGAACCUAUACCAUUGAUGAGAUCACGACAGCCUACAAGACAUUAUUAGAUCCACAACAGCGCGCAGAAUAUGAUCGCACACUCCGCCUAGAUCGGCAAAGGUCCACCGAGAAGACAGGUGACGUCUUCCAUACAGGGCUGGAGAUUGUGGAUUUGGAGGAUCUGGCCUGUGACGAAGGAGAUGCAACCAAUGAUCUUGCGGUCUGGUACCGUGGCUGUCGGUGCGGAGAUGAUAGAGGCUUCUUAGUCACAGAGGACGACCUGGAAAGAGAGGCAGAACAUGGAGAGAUCGUCAUCGGCUGUCGGGGAUGCAGUCUCUGGUUGAAAAUUCUUUUUGCUGUCGAGGACGCCUGA